GUGCAAUGUAGCCGGCUUUACUCCAACGGUGUUUACUUCCGUGUCAAACGAAAUGGUGUUCAUUUAGUUGAGAAGGAUACUUUAAGAUCUACUUUAUUCAACGGAUUCUGACAUCAUUUUUCAUGACACAGAUGCAAAGCAGUACGAUCUGAUACCAUCAUCCAAUCCUUGCCUGUUGUCCCAUCCUGGAAUCUACCGCUGACAAGCAAGCUCAAGGGUCAUUUGUUCUGGGGUAGUGUCUGCCCAUCCUGGAAUAUACCGCUGACCAGCAAACUCAAGGCUUAUUCGUCCUGGGGUAGUGUCUUCAGCUGUGAUCACAUCUUGCCCAGCUGCUUUGCAUCUGCAUCUUGGCGCCAGGUGUUUCAAGGCUGCUCCCUCUUCCUUGGGGAUUCCAGGUGCGAGACCGCCUUAUCAUAUUUGAUGCACGCUUGCUAAGGCUUUAUCCUGUCCAACUUCACCGUCUCUCAAGGAUUUCUCCAUCAAGGGGCUGCACCUCAUCUAAGAUCAUCUACCAAAAAAUACAAACGUCUGACUCAAAUAAAGAAUGUUCAAGUUGAACAUGAUGGGCAUCCCUAUUACUGCAGGAAUUGGCUGACAGAUUGCAAUUCUCAGAUUCUUGCAGUUACAUCAAAACACGUUUGAAACUGACCUGGGUAUCUCCUACAUUGUGUGACUGAGAAUUUAGAAACAAAAAAUGAAAAGUUGGAAACACAUUGGAUCUACAGUCAUUUGCAUGUGCAAUUUCUGAAUAUUGAGCGCAACAUGUGAUAUGCUCCCUGUGAUAACUCAUGGCAAAAGAUUUAUUUGUAAUUCAGAAGGAUAAUUGACUUCAUAUUAAAAUAAUUUCACCGAUUUUAUUUUUUUUAUUUGAUGUUGGCAUGUUUUCAAUCAAUAUUCCAUUUUUAUUAAAAUUGCGGUUCAUAAAGUUAAGCCACUCAGAACUUCAUGCAUCUACUGGGCUGGUUUAGAUGGACUGUAUGGACUGCAGUAGUGACACAGAUCCUGUUGGCAUCUGGGGGACUGCUACCUCAAAGGCAUGAAAAAAGAUCCGUCCCUGUCUGGAAAACCCCAGUCAGUACCAAGGGAGACAACUCUACACCUCCAUCAGACAGUUACGUGGAAUUCUGGAAGCAGCACAAUCAUGGGUUGUGUGAUUUGGGUAUGGUCUCACAGAGGAACAACACUGUGUGCUGUCUGCCCACUAGCUGCAAGCCAGGCUACGGACUUGAGGCGUGUUCUGUGAAUCAUACUGAAGAUUUGUGCAUUCCUUGUAAAGAGGGCUUUGUACAACGGCUCAAUGUGUCUUCAUUGAAUAUGCAGAAUACAGCUUGUUUUAAGGAGGUGGAAAGAAAUCAUAAGAGAUGUCCCCUAGAUGACUUCAAUGCAGUCGAGACUGGCAAGUUUUCAAAAGGGAUGCCUUUGUCAUGCGAAUGUGCCCUGGAGAAAUGUCAUUGGCCGGAGACGUCCUAUAAAGAUGCAGGCUCCUGUAAAACAGAAGACCCCUGUCCGGCUCAUCACCAGCUCAGCAAGCUUACUGGCGAGUGUGAGCCGUGCCCCUGGUACGCUGACAAGGACCAACCGGGCUGCUGGCCCUGUGUCAUUAAUGUUACACUUCUGAGGUUGGGUCGUCCUGACCCCGAUGCUCGUGUCAGAUUGACAGCAACGCUCAGCACAACUACCACAGUGUCUCAAACAUCGCCUAUGGUUGAGAAAGAUAACGUAUCUAAAGAAAGCAAGUCCCAUGGACAUGAGCCCUUUUAUGGUAUCAACACAACUAUUGUCUCGGUUUCAGUGCUGGGAACACUUGUGCUUAUUCUCGGGCUUAUUCUCAUAUUCUGCUUCGUCUGCAGACGUCACAAAGUGUGUCAACAACUCAGCGACUAUUUCUCCAAAGGCCCAUCCCAAGGUUCAGCACAAGACUUGCUGUCUCCACAAACACGAACACCAACCACUCCUACAAUUAAUGACGGCCAUAGUAACCUUGUUAACAUGAGAGCUUCAUCAACGACUAAUGCUCUUCAGAACAGAGAAGCUCAAUCUUUGCCCGUUGAAGCCAGACCAAAGGUUCAUAACUCAACAAAUGUUCCAACUCCAUGCAGAGGUUCUCUAAUUAACCAAGGGCAGAUAAAUGGGGCCAAUGCUUCCAUCGGACAUAAUACAUAUAGUAGUUCGCCAAUCAAUCAUGAUUCAGCACUUGAACCCUUGUUACCAUUGAACCCAGAUGAAACCCUAGCCAAGUCAACACUAUAUCCAGACCUUUCUGGGUUUCUAAAUACUACAGGUAGUACCAGUAACCAUGGGAAGGUUGCUCUUCGACAAUUGGAUGAGUUUUACAGAAUUUAUCAACCUUUAAAUACUGAGAUUUCUAUGAGAGAAGAUACGAUUGGUGACACCCUGUCUGAAGACCAUGGCAUUGAUGAUGGCAGGAUGCAUACAGGGUCAAACAGCGUGAGAGUGGCAGCAGUCUCUGAUGAAGUGAGCACUAACAGAACCAGGGAUCUGAAGGCAAUUGGUGUAGAACCGAACAGGAAGGAGACAAUGCAAAAGUCCAAGUUUAGCUCUGGAUUGCAGUCUAAUAACAAGAAAUGUAAGGGUAACAAUGAGGAUAAUGGAAAUGACAAUGCAAGAGCUGGUGUUGGGUCAACAAUUAACUUUAAUGCGCCUAUAAACAACUCUGUCAUUAACAUUAAUAUUGAUGGUGGGGCAGUUAGGAUAGGUGGAGAAGAGAAAUUGGGGAGGCGCCAAUGGCAGAGAUUGCAAGGAAGGACAGCAACUGCUACCACGAUUAUUGAAGCAUCUUGCAACAAUAUGGACAAAGGAAUCAGUGAAUUUCAAAGUGGAUGUGAAAAUGUUGAGAGCGGUGAGGCUGAAAGUAAUGACUAUAAUAUUAGCGUCGUUAAAAGGAAUAAUAUAUCUUUCUCGGAUGAAGCAAGUGAGGAAGAGCAUUCCUGUGAAGAGUCUACUGAUUCAGCAUCAGUAGAAGAUGAUGAAAAGAAGUUGAAAAUCGAGAAAAAGGAUCCACCAGUUGUUGCUGAUCGACCAGUUGGUGUUGUUGUCCCAUUUGGCAGACAAAGUGGUCACCCUGUUUACCAUAGCAACGCGCGAGACCACUCAAACAUUUCGUCUGGAUACGGCCUAGCGCACAUGUCUCAGCCACUUUCACACAUUACCCAGAAUGCAUUACCUUUUGAAGAAAGUGAGGUCUCAAUUGAUUCUCGGCAUCUAGUAUUGCCACGGCAUACAUCAAGUACCCGGGCCAAUGCCGGUUCAUUGUCACCAUUACCGCGAAGCACAGAAUUACAGAUGCAGCGUCUUAAAGUUUGGGAACAUGCAAGCGAGACUGUACCAAAAACUGUAGACUAUGAUGAAGAUGACAUGGGGUUAACUGUGGAGCCACAGGGUUUGCAAGAGUUAUGUGAUCCUGACCAGACUGAGAGAAAAGAGGCGGCUUAUGAUCGCCAUGGCGAGGAACAAACCGAGUUGAAACGUGUGGCUGGAUUGGAUGAGGAUUGAACAUUGAUCUUCAAUGCUGAAUUUAUGUAGUACAUAUACUAAAGAAUAAAUAUAUAACAAUGGAUUUGCAUCUGAAUAUAUCUGAAUUCCUUAAGGGAAAAAAUCAGUUGUGUGAUUCUUGAUAUAUUUCUGAAUAAAAGAAAAACAAAUUCAACAAGUACUCUUGUCAAAAAAGAUGUCUUUUGUGAUGGAUGUACCAAUAACUUCUUUUGAGAAAAACUGAAUAAUAACAGAAAAUUAUACACUGCUGUCAAACUUGUAAAGCCAAAGGCUUACAAAAACCCUAUGAGGUUUUUUCUUGACAUCUGUAAAUUAUAUUAUUUUUCAUUUAUAUUUAGAACUUUUUCUGUUUCAUGUUUUUAUUUAACAUGAAGUGCUUCCUGUGGCGCUAAUUUCUCAACUACUUUCUAUUUAAGUGGUUACUUUGCACUAAAAUAAAACAUUGAAUUUAUAUCUUUAAUAUUAAUUUUAAAAUACCAUUUUUUAAUUGUAAGAAAUCAUGUGUAUUAAAUAAUUUAUUUUAAAUUUAGAAAAAAAUGUGAACUCUUACCGGGGUAUGUUGUUAAUGACAAUGUCUAUUUGUAUCAUGUUAGCACUAUGAUUUAUUUGUUUUGAUUUGUAUGAAAUUAAUUUUCUGACUAUCAAAUGUUAUAUAUUGAGACAUAGUAUAUAUAAAGCUCCAGUAUUUAUAAUGCAAAAUCAUAUUUGAAUAUAUUUUUACGUAGCACAAUAUGUCAUCUGUUUGAGUAUCACAAGUGUGAUAUCAGACACAGCUCUAUAAGUAUUUAUAAUACAAUUGUUGUAAACAAUGCUGAACUUGAAAUGAGUUUAAUAUGCAUAUUAAAGUUGAAGUCAUAGCUCACCAAUAUAAAGUGAGUAGUGGAAAACACCAGGAACCAUAAUUCUUGACAAGUUCUUUCACUUUUUUAG
Dreissena polymorpha is the source of this 4443-nucleotide messenger RNA. RefSeq lists its product as uncharacterized. The record is from RefSeq and is a predicted model, not a curated record. The transcript is spliced from 11 exons. NCBI's taxonomy places the organism in Eukaryota, Metazoa, Mollusca, Bivalvia, Myida, Dreissenidae. The coding region runs from base 946 to 3513 and encodes 855 amino acids.